Cryptotermes secundus is the source of this 4713-nucleotide messenger RNA. RefSeq names its product DNA helicase MCM9. Gene Ontology annotation, biological process: double-strand break repair via homologous recombination; DNA replication. Gene Ontology annotation, cellular component: nucleus; MCM complex. The transcript is spliced from 13 exons. Bases 63 to 3080 code for a protein of 1005 amino acids. Gene Ontology annotation, molecular function: single-stranded DNA helicase activity; ATP hydrolysis activity; ATP binding. The record is from RefSeq and is a predicted model, not a curated record. Lineage: Eukaryota; Metazoa; Arthropoda; Insecta; Blattodea; Kalotermitidae.
AGAUAAUCUCGACAUUACAUGUUAAGUACAUAAUUUACAGCAUAAGUUUUGGCGCAAGCGAUAUGGGAAACACCAAAGAUGCAGUACUCAAGAGCAUGUUCCAAGAGUAUGCUAUCCUUCAUCAUAAAAAUGAACUGCUGGACAUUAUGAGAGCUGAUAAUGAAAUGAAACAUUACUCUAUCACAGUAAAUUUUGUUACUUUAUUUGAAAUAAGUACGCAACUAGGAGAUGCAAUCUUAUCAAAUUCAAGUCAUGUCCUGCCAAUAUGCGAUGGAGCUUUGGUAGAAGCUCAAAGAAUUCUAUUGGAAAUGCAAUCUGCAGAUACUAAACAUAAAUAUACUGUUAAACUGAACAUCCAUGCUCGGAUGACAGCUCUUCCAGUAUGCCCUGAACUUUAUCGCACAGUCUUCCCAAGAAAUGAGGAUGUUUGUAGCUUCCUUAGAGUGUCUGGUACUGUUGUAAGAAUUACAGCUUCUAAGAUGCUUGAGUUUCAGCGGGAUUUUGUAUGUUCAAAGUGCAAGUACACACAGACAGUUAAGGCUGACUAUGAACAAUAUUAUGUUAUAUCCAAUCCUAUACAUUGUUCCAACCCUGAAUAUUGUCAAGGAACAAAUAUUCAACCUGUAAAAAUAGCUGGUAGUUUCAAUUACAAAGAUUAUCAGGAAAUUAAGAUUCAGGAACAAGUAACAAAGCUGAAAAUGGGAACCAUUCCCAGAUCUAUGUGGAUUACCAUGGAGGAUGACCUGGUUGAUUCUUGCAAGCCUGGAGAUGAUGUUGUUAUAUGUGGUACUGUUAUGAGACGUUGGAGGCAUAUGUCUGAAGGCAGUCGAAGUGACAUUGAACUAGUGCUGAAAGCCAAUCACCUGCAAGUAUGUAAUGAACAGGGAUCAGCAGUGCUCAUUACCAGUGAAACUCGUGAUGAAUUCUCCAGAUAUUGGGAAGGUCAUUCACAUCAACCUCUGGUAGCACGAAAUCAUAUUUUAGCAUCUAUAUGUCCUCAGGUAUAUGGGCUUUAUCUGGUAAAGCUUGCUAUAGCUGUUGUAUUAUGUGGAGGUGUACAGAAGACUGACAUAUCAGGAUGUCAGGUUCGUGGAGAAUCUCACCUCUUGCUGGUUGGUGAUCCAGGCACAGGGAAGUCCCAUCUCCUGAGAUUUGUGUCCAGAGUUUGUCCACGAUCAGUACUGACUACUGGUGUGGGGUCUACAUCAGCAGGAUUGACCGUUUCUGCAGUUAGGGAAAAUGGAGAAUGGCAGCUGGAAGCUGGUGCCUUAGUUUUAUCUGAUGGUGGCGUUUGCUGUAUAGAUGAAUUCAACUCAAUUCGAGAACAUGAUCGUACAAGUAUUCACGAAGCAAUGGAGCAGCAAACAAUAAGUGUUGCCAAGGCUGGAUUAGUGUGCAAGUUAAAUACACGAUGUACAGUCUUGGCUGCCACUAAUCCAAAAGGCUGUUAUGACCCAACUCACCCACUUACUGUUAACAUAGCCUUAGCAAGUCCACUGCUGAGUCGUUUUGAUCUUGUUUUAAUCCUUGUUGAUUCUCGAAAUGAAGACUGGGACAGGUUUGUUUCUGGCUUCAUCCUGCAGGGUAAGGAUCCUAUGAAAGAAUGUGAAAAUGAAAAAGGGCCUGUCACACUAUGGGGAAUUGAGAAGCUACAAGCCUACUUCAGCAUUGUCAAAACUCUUAAUCCAGUAUUUACUGAAGAGGCUACUCUUGUUCUACGACGGUAUUAUCAAGUCCAAAGACAGACAGACUGUCGCAAUGCAGCCCGUACCACUGUAAGACUUCUUGAAAGUCUGGUCAGAUUAUCUCAAGCCCAUGCUCGACUCAUGUUCCGGGAGAACGUGACAGUCCAGGAUGCUGUUGUUGCUGUAUCACUUGUUGAAUCUUCAAUGCAAGGAUCUGCACUUACAGGAGGGAUUGAUGCUCUUCACACAUCAUUUCCACAUAACCCAAUGGAGGAAUACAGAAUACAGGUGGAGUUAGUGCUGAAGAAAUUACAGCUUCAUGAAAUACUGGACAAGGAAGUAGCAUGGCUACACACACUGAAUUCAGAAAACAUGGGAGAGGUCAUCAAGGACAACCCUAGAUCUAAACCAAAUACUGGAUGUGUCAGCUAUGGCCUCAGGCAUGAGACAGUAGAUCAUGCUGAGGGAACACUAAUCAGUAUUUCAAUGCAGUCACAGUCAGAAACGAAUGAAAGGAUUACAUGCGUUUCCAGCAAUUCUGAUCCAGAACUUGAGACUCUGGAAAAUUCAACAAUUUGUGAUACUGCAUGUAAACCUCAAACCCUUCCAGAAAAACUAAACAACACUUUGAGUAACAUUCGGAAAAUCAAAGACAGGAAUACUUGCGAAGUUGUUGAACACCAACGAGAAGUUACACAAAGAAAAACUCACGCAAAUAAAAAAAGUAAAAGAAAAUCAGGUUUAUCUUCAAGUAGUAAUGAAGCUGUGGAAGUGGAAAGUGACACAGGAAUUUUGAAAAAGAAAACAAUAAUGAAAGAAGAAAUAGAGAGUGUGAAAAUUCCAAGCACUGUAUACAACCAAGUGUCAAUGGAAACAUCUGAUGUGGGUCAGUCAAAUGACAAACUCAGACAGUCAAACUCUCUAAAACAAAGGUUCUUAUUCACAGAAGACUUAUGCUGUAAGACACCAGAUGACUCAGAUAAUAUGCAGGCAUGCAUCACAGUUAAGAAUAUAACAGAUGAAACACCAUAUAAUAAGCAGACACUCUCAUCUUCCAAGUUGUCAUCAUGCACAUUUCAAAAGUUACAAAAAUUCAAAAGGACCAUUUCAAUUACUGACAGUGUGCCUCAAACCAUACCAGAAAAUAAGGGAAAUCUUUUUCCAGUGGAUGAAAUUCUGGACUGCAAAACAGAUAGCAGUACUCAGAGAAUUAUCAGGCAGUCUGAAGCAUUAGACAACCUUGUAAAUUAUGGGAAAAAGUUGUCCAAUUCUCAGCGGUCUUCAAUUAGUGGCUCAACACCUUCAGACAAAACUGUGACGAAAGCAUCACAAAAUAACUCACAAGUAUUCAGUGCAGGAGGUUAUGACCUGGGAGAUCUGGAUUUUGAGAUAUAAUUAAGAAAGAAUUUCAUAUAUAAGUACACUAGUUUGAAUAUUUUGUGUAGAAAUCAGAUAAUGUACAAAAUCAUGUUAACGCAGUUUCAGAAAAUUUGGAAACACAGAAGAACUGUAUUCUUGGCUGAAAACAUAAUGUAGCCACUCAGUUCAUACUACAAAUGAGUAUGGUAGUCCUCUGAUUAAUUUUUAUAUGCAGGUAUUCCUUGAAUUAUGCAAUUGAUGUGUUACAAUGCAUGAAGUCAAAGAGGGUGAAAGCACACAAAUCAAACAUAAUUUUCCCUUCUCUCCUCACAUUCAUCCACAACCACCCACAGUACUCCCCCUUCUCCCCACCUCUCCUGAUCUGCUAGCUAGUGAUUCACAUUAAAGAAAGUGCUACUGAUUUAAAUUGGUCUAAAUUAGUUCAGCGCAUCAAAAUGAAAUUGCAUACUUGUAUGCAUAUUAUUAUAGAGAACAGAACAUCACAGAGACAUGGACUGUAUGUAAUACCUGUUAUUUUGUUUACGUAUGAAAUUGUGAAAAUUAUAUGAUCAUUCUUUCUCCACUAUUUAAUGAACCCCUCAAGCCAGUGUUAAAAUCACCACCCUCUCAAGUGGCAUUUAAAUUGUUACUGAGCACCCUCUUCACUUGUUCAAAAUUUCCCACAUUUUGUAAAUUAAAUACAUUUUUGAGAAAAAUUAAUAACAGUAUAAGCUGCAUUGUAUUCAGACUAUUUUCCUUAUUAGCCAGUCUGAAAUACAUUAGAAUCAAGCAAAAGAGUCAUGUUUGUUGACUGACCAAAGACUGCCAACUAAAAGAAAAAAGUCCUGCCUAUAUAUACUGAUUCUUGGAUAAAACCACACAUGGCAGGAAGCAUCAAGGCCUGUAGAAUGUCACAAUUCACAGUUUCAGUACCUCAACAGAGAGCGGCAGUAGAGAUUUAUUUAAGACACAGUGUACCCAUAUAUGUACAACCACUAUAGUGGAAUGUAAUGAGCACCAUGUACAGGUACAGUGAACCAGCUUCAGGGGUUAACACAUACCCAUAGAUAUUUAACUGACCAUGAAUUACAAUUAAUAUUACUGCAAAAUGUUACAUUAUACAGUGAAAUGUUGGUAAAAUGAACCACAGAUAUAAAAAUGUAUGUUAACACAUAGACAUUAGCUGUUACAGAUUAGAAAAAUGCUUUAGUUACAAAUGUGCAACUUUCUAUGAAAAUAUUUUUAAUUGCAAGUUGCUAUUUAAAGUAUGAAAGUAUUUGAUGGAAAAUCUGACAGUUUCUGCUACAUCAUUUAUGACCUUCCCAGUCUUGAAUUGGUAGAAACUCCAGAUUCUUGUAAUCUACUGACUCUACAUGUCAGUUCACUCGUAGCAUUCAUUGCCUUGAAGCCAGUUAUACUGAAUAAUAACAGUAACAUUAUGAAGACAAUUAUAUUGAUUCGUGGAGCUUCUGCAUAUUCAAAAUAAUGAUGUAAUAGAAUUCUCUAUUCUUACAACAUGAAAAACACAACAAUGAGUACUAGUCAUGAUUAUACAAAGUUCUUGAGAAGAUUAGUAGUGGGUUUAUAUAAAUAAAACAUCGGUUUGUCACUGGCUUAUCUGAGCCUUCUAUCCACUACAGUGUCCAAAUUCAAUAAUUUGCAUCAGGAG